AAUUAUUCACUGCUUUCAUUCAGUUCUCGGGUAACUCGAUUUGAUUGUUCGCAAUACUGAGUUGGGAUGUUGGCAGACAUGUUGCGGUUGACUUUUGUUUUGAUAUUCUUAUCACCCAUAGUUGUUUCACAUACUACGGUUGACAGAUUAGUUUGCCGAAGUGCUGUCUCUGCACAAAAGCAUAAUGUUCUUCCUGAAUGUAUUGGUGAAUGGAAGAAGUACCCAUGGUCGCAGUUUAGAAUAGAUAAUUCUUCCGAAUGCACGGAUUGCCGGUUAAUCUCACCCUAUGUGUGGGAUUACAAGAUUGAGCCACUGCUUUGUGCUACUGGUGUUAAAAAUGAAGAGUGCAAAAAUAUAAUCAACGCUUUAUCCCAACUGAAAUAUAUCAAGAAUCGCAAUAACGUUUUGUGUAACAUCCUUACGCUUUGUGAUUCUCAUACAUACAUCAAAGAUCUAAAUUUCGGCGUUCCACUCUGUGAUGAUUGUAAACGAUUGGUCAAUGAUAUGCGAAAGCUUAUUGAAGACAAUUCAACUGCUGCACAGAUUGAAGCACAGCUUGAUGAAUUAGUCUGCAAUAAUCUUCCAGGUGAAAUAAUUCCAUACUGCAAAAAUUUGGUAAAUGUCCACGUUCCAUAUGUCCUGCAUAUCAUUUCAGAAAAGAUGAGUCCUGAAGAGAUCUGUGCAACGCUGGGACUUUGCGUAAAUGUGAAGACAAAAUUCACACUGGCCAACUUCAUGACUAAUAAAGGAAAGAAAUGUAAUGAAGAUAGAAAAUUUUCAUGGAUAAGACGCCCAAUGGGUAGUGUCGGUCAUAAAUGGACUUCAUACAAAUCUCAAGAAACUCCAACCUGUCCAAACUGUUUAUCAGUACUGAGUCAAUUCAAGAUAGGUGUUGAGAACCCAACUAUACAAGAACGCUUAAAGGGAUUGAUUGAUGAAAAGGUUUGCACACAUAUGGGCUUCUUUGCCGCCGCUUGUAAAGAAGCGAUAGAAUAUAACUUUGGUCAAAUAAUCAAUGGUAUGAAAGAGGUGGACCCUAAAGAGAUGUGUAGUUUGUUUGGAAUGUGUACAUGUGAAUACAAUAAUAUACCUGGUGAUACAAUGUUACCAUCGUUGUCUACAUCACAGGAUAUUCCCGGUGUUUGUCAUUUAUGUACUCUAUUGGUCAAAAAGAUAUUUGAACUAACUAUUGGUAAUCAAACCGAAGCUGCAAUUGUGUUAGCUAUGGAGACUGUCUGUGAAUAUCUACCAUCUGAUUACGAUACACAGUGUGAGAACUUUGUCGAAAAAUACGGAGCGAAAAUUGUUAGUGCUAUUAUUGACGGCACUGCUCCUGAGCUAAUAUGUGGAAGUAUAGGAUUGUGUGCUUCACCCAUACAUCAGAAGGUAGGGCUACCAUCAUCAUCACAGUCACUAUCACCACGUCAAGAUCAUCAAGUUCAAACUACUGCAACUCUAUCAUCUGGUAUAGAUGUUUGUUUAACCUGUAAAUUUUUCGUUGAAACACUUUAUGGACAACUUCAAAAUAAUAAAACAGAAGAGGAAUUGAAACAUCUGAUUAAAAAUGCAUGUUCCGUUCUACCUGCUGGCUAUGCAGAUAGAUGUUCCGAAUUGAUUGAUCGUUAUUUCGAUGAUGUCAUUAAACUAAUAGAAAAUAAUUAUACACCAGAGCAGAUAUGUCAAACAAUUUCGCUCUGCCAAUCAAUACCAGCUUGGAGUUUAUCCGAACAAAAUCCAUGCCUUUUAGGCUCAACUUAUUGGUGUCGGGAUUACAGUACAGCAAAAAUGUGUAAUGCUGUAAAUUAUUGCAGUUCCAAUGGUUGGAAAACUUAUCCACCAAGUAAUCAGAAUAAAUUAUUUAAAUCACAAUGUGAAUUGAUGAAAUUAACAGAGAUAUGUGUUAAUUCUGAAUUGGCUAAAAAAUGUAAUCGUUUAAAUGAAUGUUAUGAACAAAAAGUGAAAAAUUUCUUAAAUUUAUUCAGUAUUUCAACAGUAUCAUUAAAUAAUGACAAAAUUAAUAAAUCACCAUGUUCCGUGUGUGUUGUUAUGACAACUAAAUGGUUGUUACAAUGGGAUUUAUUUGGUGGACCAAUUAUUAAUCGCAGUAUAUGCUCUGAAUACAAAACUAAAAAUGAAUUACAGCAGGUGAGAAAAAGAUAGAGAGAAUGGUUUGUGUUUAUUUUAGUCAAAAUUUAUGUUGAGUAGUCGUCCUACUAGUUUGAUGAUUCGUCAAAUGUACAAAAACGUGAACUUGUCGUUUCUUUAGAUCAAUAAGUUGUAAUCUAAUGGUUUACACUUUUUAAUCAUCCACUAUACAGCACUGUUGUAAACUGAGGAACUUGUGCUUCAUAUUGAGUAUAUUACCUUCAGAUCAUUUAGCUAAAAUGAAUUACUUUGCACUUUCGAUUCCUCAGACCAAGACAAAAGAGCUGUCUAAUGGUUUUUGAUAUUCAAUGGUUUCUCAGCUGUUUAUCAAUCUGUUACAAAAAUCAUUUUUAUAAGAGAAUCUCAACGAUUCCUUAUCAGCUUCAAUAUUUAUUCUUUACUCCCCUUGACCAUUAUGGUCUGAAGACAAAAAUUUAUCAGUAUUCUUAUUUUUUUUCGUUUUCAAAUUUAAUGUUUCAUUUGUCCCAUAAUUCUUUUUCGAACUGUUUCAUAUGAUAGUACUGUUGGUUCGCUCCAUUUAACAUCCUAUCCAAAGUUUCGUCUUUUUGUUUCUCUAACGCAUUUCAAGCAAAUCCAAUGAAUUAGUUGCUAUCUGUAAGUAUCUCAUGUUAGAUUAGUUGUAAGAACUGUCAGGAUUUCAUCAAUUGAAUCGUUAGUAAUAUCUAACUACUCCUUUCUAUACUGUAUGUAGGCUUUUGUUCACACAAGAUGAUGUCAUCACUAACACAACAAGUAGGUUCUCUGUUGUGGCUUCUAAAACUUUCCAUCUUCACUUUGAAAUACUGUUUCAUCUCUAAAAGUGCAUGAUAGUCAAGUCAAUCUUUGAUCUGUCAUGAAACCCCGAAAUAAUACCCAUUCAAGAACUGUAAAUAAAUCGUGGGGUUGACUGGAAUCCUAUGCAUUGCUAUGAUGUGGUUGAAAAGGCUGGAGUGCUAUUGAUUCGUUCAAGGAGUGAUCGUAAUAAUGUCGAACAAAUAUGUGCUCGUACAAUCAACUGUGCUUCAGUGAAAGAUGGUGAAAAUGAACAAUUCUCUGAAACAAUAGAUCAGUCUGUAAAUGAAAAUCCAGACAAAUUAAGUCCAUUAGCUUUAUAUGAUUUUGAUAAAAUUGCUUGUUUAUGGGGUCCUACUUAUUGGUGCUCAUCAAAAGAGACGGCUAGAAAAUGUAAUGCAACAAAUUAUUGUACAGCAACUUAUUGGCCCGAAAUUAACACUAAUGGCAUUGAUAUUGAUAAUAAAGAUAAUAAUAUUAUUGACAGUUAUGCUACUACAACGUCAUUACCAAAGCCAAUUGAGAAAACUAAAUCUGAACAUUUAUUAGGUAUAAAACCAUGUUCAUGGGGGCCAUCUUAUUGGUGUCAAUCAAAAGAAAUUGCUAAAAUAUGCGGUAAUGCAGCCUUAGUGCAUUGUGAAACUAAGGUAUGGAUUACUUUAUCAGAUUCAAAGAAAUCCUCACAUAAAAUAACUUCUAGACUUGAUAAUAGAUGUACACAUGGUCCAUCGUUUUGGUGUGCAUCAUUUGAAAAUGCUAAAUUAUGCGGUGAACAUGCAGAAUGGCAUUGUAUGAAUGUAGUUUGGUCAAAUAUACAUAAAUUCAAAUCUAAUUCUAUCAAUCCAUAAUUGAAUAAUGAUCAAUCUUAAUUUUUACUGCCUAGAGGACAUUUUUGUGUUUCCCCUUCUCAUUUGAACUCAUUCAUUUAUACAUCAUUUGGUCUCUGUAUUUGUGUUUGUGCCUAUUCAUCUAUUGUUUGUUAGUGUAUUUUCUACAAAUUUAUCUUUUUGAAGAACAAUCUGAAUUCAUUGAGUAUUUUUUAUUUCUCUCUGUUGAAAUAAAAUAUGAACAACAUUUUGAUUUUACACUGCUCAAAAAGUCAUUUACAUUAAUGUCUCAUUUUUAUUAGAUGUACUGUUUGAUUAAAAGUUUACUAUUCAAUUUAUACAGUUUUGCGUUAUUUUUUUUUG
Molecule: messenger RNA, 4127 nt
Organism: Schistosoma guineensis
Lineage: Eukaryota; Metazoa; Platyhelminthes; Trematoda; Strigeidida; Schistosomatidae
Source: the annotation of a GenBank genome assembly